Molecule: messenger RNA, 3315 nt
Organism: Chara braunii
Lineage: Eukaryota; Viridiplantae; Streptophyta; Charophyceae; Charales; Characeae
Source: the annotation of a GenBank genome assembly
GGGGAUCCUUUGGUUAUGCAGAAGUAGGCAAGUAUGGCAACGGAGGAUGAGAUGCGUAAUCUUGAAAACGAGGGAGGAUCAGGCUUAGGAGGCAGUGCUGAGCAAAGAAAGGAAGGGCAGAAGGACAGGGAAUCAACAAAUCCCUAUGGCGUCAAAGGGAACCGGAAGGAAAUGUCCUCCGGAGAGAGCUCGGGAAAAGCCGGGGGAAGCAGACAGGGGACCCAGGAAAACAAGGAAGGCAGGAAUAAGGAUAGGGGGAGUCCCGGGAACUCGGAGGGAGUUGUGUCUAAGAAAGUAAGGGUCACGGACGCGAGGCGAAAACUAGCAGAAAUAGAUAAAAGGACCGCGGAGUACAAUGCAAGGUUAAUUGAGGCAAUGAUGAUUGGGAACGAGGAAAACUCUGUGCAGGAGGUACCGCGGGACGAACGGAAAACCAUCCGGGGCGGAACUGGGCAAGGGGACAAGGGUAGUGACCGUGGGGGAACACCGAGCAAAAGAAGGAAAGAGGGAGAGAACUCGCCGGGAAUGGAGGCAGAGAAGGCGACGAACCCCUUAGCCAUAGACAGUAGGGCUAGCCGUCUGCCGACCUCGCCAGCGGCAUCACGAGGAUGCGAAGGGCUCUCGAGCCUCAGAGAAGGGGUGUUGGGUUGGUUCGACCCGGAAGGAACGGCAAAGACUAGAGGGGGGCAGAAAACCACCAAGGAAGGGUCAGAUACCAGCAUGGCAGGCAAGGCCAGUAGCUCCGAAGGCGGCCUUAGGAAGAUAGUAUCAUCUCUCACGCGAGCACUGAACAAGAACCAAGGCUAUCUUGCAGACGCCAAGAAGAAGCUGACUUUCGAUGGAGCAAACAUCACGGAGUUCCUAAUCGACUACGAGAACCUAGCUGCGUUACUAAAGUGGACCGAGGAGGAAAAAAUGAACCAUCUAGGACAACAUGUGUCGUUAAGCCUAGGACGGGACAUAAUGGUCAUUGUAGCCGCAAGACGUGAUAGGGUGAACGCAACCACUCGACUGGGAACGGUCGGGAGAAGGAUUAACCGUGACACCAUUAUGGAGGAGGUCGCCGGAAGCUCCGAACCCCAGACAGAGCCUGAGACCGAGGAACCAGAGAAAGUCUAUGGGAAGCCUAGGGAAGAGGAGCCUGCGGACAAGGUUACUGCCGCUAAGAAGAAAUUUAGGUAUCAAAUCCCGAUCUUAACCUUGCCUGAGCUCGACGACACCAUUAGCAAGUUACUAGGAACCAUGGUGUCCGUGUCUUUUCAGACCAUGCUGCAGGCUAGCCCUAGGUUGCUCAAAGGGCUCAGACAACUGUUGUCUCGGAGGCGAGUAGAAAUAGGCGACAACCCCGAAUUACCAGAAGGGGAGAGGGAGGAGGAAGCUCCGCAAGAAGUGGCUAACCUUCAGAGGAGUCACGGAGACUUGGAGGAUCUCGAAAAAGCCUUUGCAGACAUUCGUUUGAGCUUGCCCGACCGGGAGGGCGGCGAAGUCAUGAGAUCACCACCCGGGACAAAGCUUAGCUUUCAUGCACUGCCCGUAGGGAAACUGAAAAUCCAGAUCGGGAGUCAUCAUACCGACGCAUUAGUAGACGGGGAAGCAGAAAUCACUCUCAUAAGGAGAGAUUUCACAACGAUCACGGGAUGUACGGUAAACAAGGAAGUAACAGGGAGCAUCCGGGGAGCUGGCGGGGAAAUCCCGUUCGUUGGAAAGAUCCCAGAAGGAAGUGUUCGAAAGUACAAGCCGAUAGGGAAGAAAGCAAGACCGGUCUCGAUCCUGCUAGAGACAUCAAAGGAAGAGGCUAUGGAGAAGGAGGAAGAGGUCCUUCGAGUGAUCCGAAAAAGAAGGGCGACGGAGGGACAUCGGAUACCAGAUGAGGUAGCUGACAUAAUGAAGAUACGGAUAUAUGGGUUCUUAACGGAAGAAGAAACCCGCCUGAUCAAAAGGACCUGCCAGGAGUUUCACCUGGCAUUUGCCUUUAGUGAUCACCAGAAGGGACGACUGAAUGCGAAGUUGAUCCCUCAGCUCAGAAUCCACACGGUAGAACAUGAGUGCUGGAAUGACAAGGGGUCAUCCUAUGAAUUUGGGAAAGCAGGAGAAGUAACAGACCUCCUCCGAGCAAAGUUGGACUCCUUCGUUACAGAGCCUACGGCGUCGUCAUACGCAAAUCGGUGGUUCGUCUUUCGGAAGCCUAACAAGACACUAAGGUGGAUUCAGGACCUGCAGAAGUUGAAUGCGGUAACCAUCCGGGAUGCUGACUCGCUACCUCAGGCUGACUUAUUCGCAGAAUCGCACGCCGGUCAGAGCAUUUACUCCCUGAUAGAUCUGUACUCAGGGUACGACCAGCUUCCAUUGGAUGUUCGAGACAUGCCAUACACCGCUAUUCUCACCCCCGUAGGCCAACUACAGAUGCAAGUCACCCCUAUGGGAUUCACCAACGCGGUGGCCGAAGCGCAAUGCAGGAUGCUCGCUGUGGCCGAGGACAUGUUCCCAGAAAAAUGUGAGUCUUACAUCGAUGACAAUCCGAUCAAAGGCGCGCAGGAGAAGGAUGAGACGGAGGUCCAACCAGGGAUCCGACGUUUUGUGUGGGACCACCUGCAGGACAUCAAAGACUUACUCCGUCGGUUCCUAGUAUACAACAUUACGGUCAGUGGACCGAAGAGUAUCCUAGCAGUGUCGGAGGUAACUAUACUAGGAUUUCGUUGCGGUGCUUAUGGCAGGAAGCCGGAUCCGGCAAAGACCGACAAGAUAUCACAGUGGCCUACACCACUGCGCACGACGACGGAGGUAAGGGCAUUCCUAGGCGUAGUCGGCUUUUGGAGGAUCUUCAUUAAGAACUUUGCCAAGAUUGCUGAGCCUAUCCGGGCUAUGAUCAGGGAAGAAGGAACCAUGGAUUGGACGGAGGAGCGAGAAGGAGAUGUCCAAAGGCUCAAGGGCAUAUUGACAUCUGAGACGGUCGCCCUGUUCGCGCCUUGUUUUAAUGACGAAGUGGGACGACCCUUCAUCCUAGAGACGGAUGGAGGACCUUUGGCCGUAGGAGGUGUGUUGAUUCAAAGGGACGAGGGAGAAAAAAAAAGGCCGAUUAGGUUCGAAAGUAGAACCCUGAACUCCGUAGAACGGCGGUACUCGCAAUUCAAGAAGGAAGUCCUAGCCAUCCUGCAUUGUCUUAAGACCUUCCAGGCCUACCUAUUUGGGAGGCGGUUCAUCUUAAGGAUCGAUCCGACGAAUGUCGAAGGGGCUCUAAAGAAUUACAUGCCUAUACAUCUGAUGGUAGGGAGAUGGGUAGGAUUCAUCUGACAGUUCGAUUACAAGAUCAAACGG